AUGGUCGACCCCGAGUACCAGAAAUGGAGAAUAGUGAACCUAGAUCGUUGUUGCUCAGAGCUCAGAGUUGGUGGUACCAAAACCUUUCUCGAAGUCAUCUUCCGGGACCAUGAUUGGCUUGUGCUACUUCUAGCACGACCCGCCUUCCGUCCUGAAGCACCGAGAGUGUGUUUACCUCCGCUAGAUGCUUCUAGGAGCGAACUCGGGCGUUUGGACCUUCCGCCGGAGAUCAUCUAUACCAUCUUCGACCAUAUAGACGCGCACGGAGACGUGGUCGCACUCGCUGUCACGCAUCGCUUGCUAUCCGUGACAGGCUGGCAUCGUCUAGUGCGGAUACGACGUGCACGAUUCACACUCCGAAAUUGGGCUGGCGACCACAUCAUCAUGGUUGGAGAACUAUCCGAGUCGCUCCCCGAGGGAAUGGCUCUCAAGAAGGUGAAAGAGGUUGUUUGGGAUCCUGAACAUAACUUCUUUGGCGCGUUGCGCGCCGAAGGCCAUCCCGCCGGCUCCAAGCCGAACUCGCAAAGUCCGACGUUAAACGAAUCGGACGACAGCGAUUACGAGUCAGAAGUUGGAGACUGCGUUGAGUUUGAAGACUCGGGCGAGCGCAGCUUCUUCUGGUACACCGACGGACGUUACCCACAGAUAUUCGGAUACCGUGCAGAGGAACGUGAUUGGAAACUCUAUCGGGGCAAGUCGGCACGCUCAGAGCUGGACAAUCAACGCGCGAACAUGUUCUACGAGUCCACCGCGCCUUACUACCCUGCGGCUUCCGAAUGGGCCCUGUGUAACUCGACGAAGAAAGAGUAUGUUCUAGCCAGUACGAUCGCCAGUAUCCCGCCUUGGCAGAGCGGUUGUGAAGCGCGUGGCCCGUUCAUCGUGCAGGGAAGGGACGGUGACUUGAUCUUCGAUAUAGGCGCUCUCGCAUUACUCUUGACAGCUUGGUCAACGGACAUGGAGUCUCUUGGUGAACCGGGUCCAUGGGCAGGCGAUCAGUUGGCUAUACUACGCGUCGAAGAUAUCGAGGGAGAGGGUGGGAAGAAAGGAUGGGUGGACGUUUCAGAGAAGAUGCACGAGCGAGUGCGGCAAUGGCUGACGCAUCAUCAAGUAUACCUUAAGCAGAACUUUGGCUUAUGA
Molecule: messenger RNA, 1137 nt
Organism: Peniophora sp. CBMAI 1063
Lineage: Eukaryota; Fungi; Basidiomycota; Agaricomycetes; Russulales; Peniophoraceae
Source: the annotation of a GenBank genome assembly